ACAACAAAUUCAAGCAGACGAGAGGAAGGCCUGUAGGUCUAGUGGCAUAAGAGGAGAAUUAGACAAUCCCUGGAUUUUUUUUUCAUUCUAUAUUUUAUCAGUGUAAUAUACUACAAGACUACUUAUACUAUAUAUCAGGGAAAGACCCCGGGAACUGAUCUAGGGUCUGAAGACAACAGGUUUAAAAAAGGGCUAUGUCGCAUUGUAAAAUACAUGAGCUGUUCUAUUUGAUUACCUUAGUUGCAGCAUGCUAUGGAUACCAGAGACCAUUGUUUAAAGUAUCUGGUAUGUCAGACACACCAACAAACCCAUGCAGAGUUGAUUUCAAUGCAGAUGCAGUGGAUAUUUCUGUACAGAUUGAAGAUGCAGAAUGUGGCAGUGUUGAUAGUGGUAAAAUAUCAGAAGUUACUGGGACAUUCUAUAAAAUGGAGAAGGAUAGUGAUUAUAAGAUAAAUCUUGACAACAACCACAAAAUAAUCAAUUCUGAUACAUCUCCAAUGACAUGGUCCAAGCUAUUAGAAUCUGAUGUGUCUAUAUAUGCUGUUGCUGUUUCACUGCAACUGACGCAAGAUGAGUUUAAAAUCGUGGGUUAUCUUAUUGUUGGAUGUGGAAGUUCGAGUGAAAAUUACGCUGAAGAUCCAUGUCGUAAUGUACACACCAACUUCAGGGAUCUAGCUGGUGUAGAGACAAACAUUUGGGAACUUAAAAAAUGUGAUGGCUUCAUGGCUUCAUAUAAAGCAACAUCAAGGAAAGAGUAUACCAUAAAUGGAGGCACAAAUAAAGAUGAUGUAUAUUCAGAGGACAAUCGGCUUAAUGUGAAUCUUCCAGUUGUGUUUCAAAUAAAGAGCGAAUCAAAUGCCUUUAUACGCCUUCAUGAGAAAGAAAUAGAUAGAAAUUCCAAAGCAGUGGAAAUAGUUCUUGAAGAUCAAAGUCAGACAUCACGUAUAGUGGAAAAGAAUAAUGCCAGAAAAAAGAAUGAAGAUACUUCAACAGGAGAUAUUUUGUCAUCAGAAGAGUUUCGAUUCUUUUGGAUAAGCUUUUAUGGAAGAGAGGUUCGUGUUGGUAAAAGUUGGCUACCAUUUAAUGAGCAAAUAUUAAAACUUGAUGGAAUUACCGGUAAUUAUAAUAUCAACUACUUGUCAUUCGGAAAUGGUGAGGGCUCUAUUGGAACAUGGAGGUUUGAUAUUGGUUUGUGUGAUAUUCAAUCGGAAAAUGGAGCAUGCCCAAAACCUGAAGACAUUUCAUAUGCUACGAUGUCCUAUACUGGAACUAAAGUUGGUGAUACAUUGACCUACACUUGUAACAUUGGUUAUAUUGUUCACAGUGGUGACUUGUCUCAAACUUGCACUGAUACAGCAGAAUGGUCAGGAACUAAGCCAGAAUGUGGAGUGUUUAAAGUGUAUAUCAGCUGCAGCAGUAAGUAUAAUUGUUUGGAAGAAAGAAAUCCUAUAGGAAAUGCUAAAUAUGAAGUAGUCUGUGAUCAGUGCACCUUUAUGGAAGAAACAAGCUAUUUGUGGACUGUCAAAGAAUGCAAGGAAAUGGAUGCAACAGGCACGUGCAGUGAAGCUAAAGUUGAUACAAGCAGUCUUAGGAAACUCUUUACACACUGA
Molecule: messenger RNA, 1610 nt
Organism: Ruditapes philippinarum (Manila clam)
Lineage: Eukaryota; Metazoa; Mollusca; Bivalvia; Venerida; Veneridae
Exons: 13
Coding region: 195-1610 (471 amino acids)
Source: RefSeq, a predicted model, not a curated record